UCGCGGCGGGGCCGGCUGGAGGGGGUGGGGGGGCAAGGCGGUGGUAGGCCGCGGUAGCCCCUGAGCCCCCGCGGCAGUCCCGGAGCCGGGCCGGGCUCCGGCGGAAGAGCUCUCCUGGCCCUCUUCAGCCUCCCCUGGCAGUGGCUCUUGGUCCUCCCAGGAGGACUUCCCCAGGCCCAGGAGGAGGAGAGGUUGAAGAUGGGAGGCUGGGAGCCCCUCCCUCAGCAGAGCAAUCCCAGCCUGGCACUGCCCCCCCGCUGCCCAGGGAGGAAUUCUGCUGCACAAGGGCUGUGGCAGCGGUGCUGAGCGAUGGGGUAUGAUGUGGCACGCUUCCAGGGGGACGUGGACGAGGACCUGAUCUGCCCCAUCUGCAGUGGGGUCCUGGAGGAGCCAGUGCAGGCCCCGCACUGCGAGCACGCCUUCUGCAACGCCUGCAUCACCCAAUGGUUCUCGCAGCAGCAGACCUGCCCGGUGGACCGCAGCGUGGUGACGGUGGCGCACCUGCGGCCGGUGCCGCGCAUCAUGCGCAACAUGCUGAGCAAGCUGCAGAUCAGCUGCGACAACGCCGCCUUCGGCUGCCCGGCCGUGCUGCGGCUCGACACGCUGGGCGCCCACCUCAGCGACUGCCAGCACAACCCCAAGCGCCCCGUCACCUGCCAGCAGGGCUGCGGGCUGGAGAUGCCGAAGGAUGAGCUGCCCGCCCACAACUGCGUCAAGCACCUCCGGGCCGUGGUGCAGCAGCAGCAGACCAGGAUCGCAGAGCUGGAGAAGACCUCGGCCGAGCACAAGCACCAGCUGGCCGAGCAGAAGAGAGACAUCCAGCUGCUGAAGGCCUACAUGAGAGCCAUCCGCAGCGUCAACCCCAACCUGCAGAACCUGGAGGAGACCAUCGAGUACAACGAGAUCCUGGAGUGGGUGAACUCGCUGCAGCCGGCGCGGGUGACCCGCUGGGGGGGGAUGAUCUCGACGCCGGACGCGGUGCUGCAGGCGGUGAUCAAGCGGUCGUUGGUGGAGAGCGGCUGCCCCACCUCCAUCAUCAACGAGCUGAUCGAGAACGCCCACGAGCGGAGCUGGCCGCAGGGCCUGGCCACGCUGGAGACCAGGCAGAUGAACCGCCGCUACUACGAGAACUACGUGGCCAAGAGGAUCCCCGGCAAGCAGGCGGUGGUGGUGAUGGCCUGCGAGAACCAGCACAUGGGCGAGGACAUGGUGCUGGAGCCAGGCCUCGUCAUGAUCUUCGCCCACGGCGUGGAGGAGAUCUGAGCCCAGCCGCGGGGAGAGGGCAGGAGGGGGCCCCCGGGGGCGGCGGUGGUGUGA
Messenger RNA from Dryobates pubescens (Downy woodpecker), 1317 nucleotides. RefSeq names its product ring finger protein 41 (gene RNF41). The record is from RefSeq and is a predicted model, not a curated record. Lineage: Eukaryota; Metazoa; Chordata; Aves; Piciformes; Picidae. The transcript is spliced from 7 exons. Gene Ontology annotation, biological process: tumor necrosis factor-mediated signaling pathway; regulation of canonical NF-kappaB signal transduction; protein K63-linked ubiquitination. The coding region runs from base 310 to 1263 and encodes 317 amino acids. Gene Ontology annotation, molecular function: ubiquitin protein ligase activity. Gene Ontology annotation, cellular component: plasma membrane signaling receptor complex.